Molecule: messenger RNA, 2008 nt
Organism: Anguilla anguilla (European eel)
Lineage: Eukaryota; Metazoa; Chordata; Actinopteri; Anguilliformes; Anguillidae
Product: V-type proton ATPase subunit E 1-like
Exons: 9
Coding region: 264-944 (226 amino acids)
Biological process (GO): proton transmembrane transport
Cellular component (GO): proton-transporting two-sector ATPase complex, catalytic domain
Molecular function (GO): proton-transporting ATPase activity, rotational mechanism
Source: RefSeq, a predicted model, not a curated record
AAUCAGCUGAUCCACCCUGUAGGUUCGUGACUGCGGCAAGAAAAAAAAACACUGUACUGCUGUCAUCGGGGGCUCGGGAGGCUGUGUCUUACAGAAAUAGGCAAAGCCGGGGGAAAAUUAUAUACACUUUGAGACUUUAGUUGUUGCAAGUUACCUGCGUUUCUUAGCUGAGGAACAUCUGGACCCAUUCUAUAUUCAGCGAAAUCUAGCUAUUGUAGCCAUCUAGCAGCGUUGCUACCUGAAAUCCUCUUAACACUACAACCAUGGCGCUCAGUGAUGCCGACGUACAGAAGCAGAUCAAGCAUAUGAUGGCCUUCAUUGAACAGGAGGCCAAUGAGAAGGCAGAAGAAAUCGAUGCCAAGGCAGAAGAGGAGUUCAACAUCGAGAAGGGUCGUCUGGUACAGACCCAGAGGCUGAAGAUCAUGGAGUACUAUGAGAAGAAGGAGAAGCAGAUCGAGCAGCAGAAGAAAAUACAGAUGUCCAAUCUGAUGAACCAGGCUAGGCUUAAGGUGCUGAAGGCUCGCGAUGACAUGAUCUCGGAUAUGUUAAACGAGGCACGUCAGAGGCUGGCCAAAGUGGCCACUGAUCCUUCAAGGUACCAGGGUCUGUUGGACGGUCUUGUUCUGCAGGGCUUCUAUCAGCUGCUGGAGCCCAAAGUCAGCAUCCGCUGCCGUAAACAGGACCUGGCCAUGGUGCAGGCUGCUAUACAGAAGAACAGCCCAAUCUACCAGGCUUCUGUGAAGAACAGCAUCGAAGUGCACAUUGAUCAGAACAACUUCCUGUCCCCAGACAUCUCUGGCGGUAUUGAGAUCUACAAUGCUGACAGGAAGAUAAAAGUGUCCAACACCCUGGAGAGCAGACUGGAUCUCAUGGCCCAGCAGAUGAUGCCUGAAAUUCGAGUGGUGCUGUUUGGUGCCAACCAGAACCGCAAGUUCCUGGAUUAACGGACCGCGUGGUCUUGUGUCGGAGCCCACGGGGACAGAACCAACGCGUGCUUUCUACCAUGCUGUUUUAUUUGAAUAUUAAUGUAUUGGAUUUCAUUCCCGUGUCAGUGUUGUAAGGAUACAAAGUGUGUUCGGCUGAAGUAGAAAAGCGCCCCCCCCCCCCCAAUCCAUUGUUUUGUGAUGUUUUGUCCGUUUUGUGUUUUUUAAUUUGCUUUUGUUCACUGAGAGAGUAAAUUAAUUAAUAAAGAGGAUAUUUAAGAACAGCUGAGCAGGAACCGUGCAUUAGUGCACAGGGAGACAGUUGUGUGCUGGGAACCGGACUCUCCGCAGUGCUGAUCAUGUGAGAGGGGGACUGGGUGCUGCUAGGGAUUGUGGGGAGGAGGGGAGGGAGGGUUAGAGGUGAACCAGUUAAAACCGGUUGUGUCUAUCUGACACAGACUGUGGUUCUCGAGUUUCAGUACUAAAGACCAAUCCCCUGUUCCCUCGCAUGUCUUUAGUUAAGGCUCCCCCCGUUCAUGCUGUGUGAUAUAGUGCCCCAUCUCAGCAUGCCCCAGCAUGUGGUCUCUAGUGUCCCCCUGGGAGUCCUUUUUUUCCUGUCUCUUUCGGACGGUGAACACCUGUGUUAAUAUUAAUCUGUACGAAACCGCAUUAAAUACAUUCCUCACCAUGUGACCUCCCACCAUUUUAAUCCAUCAGUCAUUUGCACAGUGAAGACAGCUGCAGUAGUUUAAGGGGAAAUGCUCUAAUGGGGGGGUUGACGUCCAAUUUUCUGGUUCCUGAGGACCUGUUCCAGCUACAUGUUCAUAUUCAGAACCUCUCCUUGAUUUAAGUACUGUACAUGUGUCUGACAAUUUGCAUCACUAUUUAUUUUAUUCACUGAAAUGAAAUGGGAUAGAUGUCUUAUUUUUUGUGGCAUACUGAGUGUACUUGUGGUUCAAAUACAUAUUAGAAUAUGUAGUUUACAGUGCUUUUAAAACAAUGUUUCCUGUUAGGACAUUGACAUCUGCAGAGGAUAUACUGGUAAUUAUUGAUGUGAAAAUAUACAUAUAAAAGAGUAACAUUUG